Messenger RNA from Helianthus annuus (common sunflower), 417 nucleotides. Its product is annotated as probable receptor-like protein kinase At5g38990. The transcript has a single exon. Lineage: Eukaryota; Viridiplantae; Streptophyta; Magnoliopsida; Asterales; Asteraceae. Gene Ontology annotation, biological process: protein autophosphorylation. The coding region runs from base 1 to 417 and encodes 138 amino acids. The record is from RefSeq and is a predicted model, not a curated record. Gene Ontology annotation, cellular component: plasma membrane; plasmodesma. Gene Ontology annotation, molecular function: transmembrane receptor protein tyrosine kinase activity; ATP binding.
AUGAUGUUAACUGGAACUGCGAAAGAUGUGAAGAUAUCAUCCCCGUGUACACCGCCUACUCUGGAGCAGCCAUGCCGCCGCUUUUCAGUUGCUGAGCUCAGUUCAGCAACACAUAACUUUGACAAAAGAUGGUGCAUUGGCCAUGGGGGAUUCGGUAUGGUGUACAAAGGAAUGAUUUCUAAUGGACCAACUAAAAGCAUCUACGUUAUCAAGCGGUUGAAUUUCAUGUCCAAUCAAGGAGCACCCGAAUUUUGGGUCGAAGUCAAGUUGCUUUCAAGACUGCGCCAUUGUAAUCUAGUGCAUUUGAUUGGUUAUUGCAAUGGAGGGAAAGAGAUGGCCCUUGUGUAUGAAUACAUGCAUAAUGGGUCCCUUUUUGAUCAUCUGCACAAGAAAGGUACAAUUCUGACUUGGCCAUAA